UGUGUCUCAAGUGUGUGUGUGUGUGUGUGUGUACCAUGUAUCUGGUCCUUGUGGGACCCAUAAGGGGGAUCGCUGCUGUUGGGUCCAGGACGGGGGUUGAACUGAGUUUCGGUUCUGCUGCAGAAAUGAGUCAAUGAAAAGUCCCCACAAAGACAGCAUGACCAACGUGUGUGUGUGUGUGUGUGUCAGGAUGUACGUGUUCGGAGGAUGGGUCCCACUCAUCGAGGACGACGUCAAGAUGGGGACCCAUGAGAAGGAGUGGAAGUGCACCAACAACCUGGCCUGCCUCAACCUGGAGACGAUGUGCUGGGAGACGGUUCUGAUGGACGGCGAUGAGGAGAACCUUCCCAGAGCUCGGGCCGGCCAUUGCAGCGUCGCCAUCAACUCCCGCCUCUACAUCUGGAGCGGCCGCGACGGAUACCGCAAGGCCUGGAACAACCAGGUGUGCUGCAAGGACCUGUGGUACCUGGAGACAGAGUGUCCCGUGGCGCCGUCCCGGGUCCAGCUGGUCCGGGCCAACACCUCGUCCCUGGAGGUAAGCUGGGGGCCGUCCAAAACCGCCGACACCUACCUGCUGCAGCUGCAGAGGUACGACAUCCCCGCCACACCCGGCUCCGCCCCCGCUGCCACAACACCUGCCAGCCAUGCUGUCCCGCCGCCUGGAAGCCCCUCAGCUGCAGCCGUCCUGAAGAUGGCGACACUUUCUGCAGGUGUUCGUGUGUCGCCACCUGCCCAGCCCAGUCAGACGCCAAUCGGCAGCAACCCGCAGAUGAGCGGCAUGGCGGCCCUUGCGGCGGCGGCGGCGGUGACGCAGAAGAUCCCUCCGUCCUCGGCAGCCGUCCUCGGCGCCUUGAAGACUGUCAACAACCCGGCCACGCGUCUGCUGAAGACAGCUGCCGCUCAAGUGGGCGGGGUUUCGGUAGUCCCCGCCCACACGCCGCAGAACCGGCCAAUCAUCACCGUGCAUAAGUCCGGCUCAGUGAUGGUCUCCCAGCAACCACAGGUGGUCACCACUGUGGUGGGCGGAGUCACCAAGACCAUCACCAUCGUCAACAGCCCCAUUAGCCUGGGAGGAGGCGGGGCUUUGAUUGGUAACCUUGGCAACCUAGGGAAGAUGGUGUCCAUGGUCCAAACCCGACCGGUCCAGAGCGCAGUGGUUACUGGUCAGGCUGGGAGCAGCCCAGUCACUCAGAUCCUUCAGACGAAGGGCGCACUUCCUGCGGGAACCAUCCUGAAGCUGGUGAGCGCCGCGGACGGGAAGCAGACCGCCAUCAUCAGCACGGCACAGGCCGGCUCCAACAAGCCCGCCAUCAUCAAGACCAUCCCGCUGUCGGCUCUGCAGGGGGCAGCAGGUGGGAACAGUCCAAUCACCAUCCUGAGCUCCAAGGUGGGAACUCCAGGAACGGAGAAGUUGAUCAACGCCGUCCCCAGGAUGUCCGCCGGCCAGCAGGGGGUCACACAGGUGGUGCUGAAAGGAGCCCCCGGGGUGGCCGGUACCAUCCUCAGAACCGUCCCAAUGAGCGGAAUCAGGCUGGUGUCUCCGGCUGCUGCUGGCACCAAGCUGGUUGUCAAGGGAACCACAGGCGUCUCCAGCCUGGGCACGGGAACAGGAAACGUCUCUGUCGCCUUGUUGGGAGGAGCCUCGCUGACCACGCCCACCGCCUCAUUGGCCAGCCAGGUUGCCACAGCAACCGCUUCCGGACCCAGACAGGUGACGCUGAUCACGACGCCCAGCGGCGCCGAGCCGCAGCCGCUGGUCCAGGACCUGCCGGUCUCCUUCAUGGCCUCUCCGACCUCAGAGGAACCUGGCAGCACCACAGGUACCACUACCACCACUAACGCCGAGGGAGACCCAGCCACAGCGGUGACUCUGGUCUGCUCCAACCCCCCCUGUGAGACUCAUGAGACCGGAACCACCAACACCUUCACCACCGCUGGAGCCGGCAGAGUCCAGCAGGUGUGUUCUAACCCCCCCUGUGAGACUCAUGAGACCGGAACCACCAACACCGCCACCACCGCUACAGCUCAGCAGAGUGGAGACGGUCUCCAUGGAGACGCCACAGACUCCGCCCCCUCAUCCGAAACUGCCGUCAGUCAGAGCGCGGCGGUUACCACAGUAACGCAUGCCACGCCCACACCGGGUCCAUCUGUCCCGGAUCUCUCCUCAUUGGUUGGUGGUGAGAGGGCGGAGGCCUCUGAAACCCUCGCCAUGGCAACAGGAGAAGAGGAGGAGCCAGCAAUGACAGACGGCCUAUCAGAGGGCAUGAUGUCAUCAGGAGUGUCUGCGCUGCAGGUUGAGAUGGCGUCCUCAGACGGAGGUCUUCCUCAGCAGCUGAUGUCAUCAGAGGUGGACGGAGGUGAGGAGAUCUCCAGGACGAUGACCUUCACGCUGACGACGGGACAGGUCCCAGACCAGAUGGCUGUUGCCUUGGCGACUGAGGGAGCAGCCAGGACCGUCGGUGAGGCCGGCCAAUCAGGCGACCAGGCUGUCCGCAUCGUGCUGACACCACAGGAGCUGGCGGCGCUGGUCCAACAGCAGCAAGAACCAGAACCAGAACCCAGCAGCGUGCCCACAGAGGGGCUCGCCCCGGCCGACAGCCUGAACGACCCGACCGCAGAGAGCCACGCCUCCCAGCCGGCCGCCGCCAUCAUCAGCGCCGUCGCCCGGCUGGCCAGCACAUUCAGCCCCGCCCCUUUGAUGACGGAGACCAAGAGCACGGCUGUCGCUAUGGCGACGGAAACCUCCAACGGCAUCAGAGAGCCGCCUCCUGAACCGACCUCUCGUGUGAAGUCGCCGCCGAAGGAGAACCCGUGGUUUGACGUCGGCAUCGUGAAGGUCACCAACGCCGUUGUGACUCAUUACUACGUUCCCUACGACAACGACGCGGUGGAGGAUGACUCCGGGCCGGCGCCAGACUACAGCCAGAUGAGGAGGGUGGAGCUUCAGCCGGGAACCGCCUACAAGUUCCGGGUGGCAGGAAUCAACAUCUGCGGCCGCGGCGCCUUCUCUGAGGUGGCGGCGUUCAAGACGUGCCUCCCCGGGUUCCCUGGAGCGCCGUGCGCCAUCAAGAUAAGCAAGAACCUGGGCGGGGCCCAGCUCACCUGGGAGCCGCCCGCCGUCACCGCGGGAAGCAUCACAGAGUACUCUGUGUACCUGGCCAUCCAGUCCAGUCAGGCCAAGCCGUCCGGUUCUGGCCCGGCCCAGCUGGCCUUCAUGAGGGUGUACUGUGGUUCCGACCCGUGCUGCCUGGUUCAGGCCUCCACCCUGGCCAACGCGCACAUCGACUACACCACCAAGCCCGCCGUCAUCUUCCGCAUCGCCGCCCGCAACCAGAAGGGCUACGGGCCGGCCACGCAGGUCCGAUGGCUGCAAGAAACCAGUAAAGAAUCCAAGCCGGCGCCGAAGAGAAGUGGAGCUUCUCAGGGAAUAUAAGAACCGGCGCCGCAUCCCAGAAUCCCACCUGACACAAAGAUGGUUGCCAACAACUCAACCUGUUCCAUCGGAACCGGAGCUCACAGAUACCGGACCUUGGUUCUGGUCUCAUCAAUCAGUUGAGACCAACGGCGGAUGGUGUCGAAGGUCCAAACCCGACCGGCAGCUGCUCCGGAGGUUCUGAAACUCCUCCGACUCAUUUCUACUCGGGUCCAGUUACAUCAGCGUCCAAUCAGACAGGCUGAUGGUUCUGAUGGUUCUGGAGCUCCUCCAUCAUACUGUGAGGUUCUGGUCCAAACUCUGUUCUUCUUCAGAACCAACCCAACACAAUGUGAAGAGCUAGAACCGGCUCCCUCCCAGUCCGUUUGUGUUCCUUAUUUUAAACCAUGAAAACACCAGAACCAGAAUUUUCUUGAAUGUUGGACUGUUUACUCAUCCAGAUCUGUUCUGUUCAGAACUGUCAAACUCCUGGCCCGAUGUGGGCGGAGCUUAAAGACAACUGGUGUGUUCAGGUGACGUCCCCUGGGUCAGAACUUUGCCUUUUCUUUGAGUUCUGGUGUUUAGUGGGCGGAGCCUGAGAUGAUUGAGAGACCCUAAAGUGGGCGGAGUCUUGAAUGUGGGCGGGGCCUGGUGUGUGGGCGGGGCUCUGCUGUAAAAAGCUUUAAUAAAACAAGUUUUUGGUUUUCUUUCUGUUGACGGAGGGCUCUGAUUGGUCCGCUCAUGCUGAUGUUAAAUAUUCUCUGGAACAAUAAAGAUUUUUAGAGCAUUUUUA
Messenger RNA from Gambusia affinis (western mosquitofish), 4205 nucleotides. It is a transcript of the gene hcfc1b, whose product is annotated as host cell factor C1b. NCBI's taxonomy places the organism in Eukaryota, Metazoa, Chordata, Actinopteri, Cyprinodontiformes, Poeciliidae. Gene Ontology annotation, biological process: regulation of DNA-templated transcription; chromatin remodeling. The record is from RefSeq and is a predicted model, not a curated record. The transcript has 23 exons. Gene Ontology annotation, cellular component: histone methyltransferase complex. Bases 134 to 3433 code for a protein of 1099 amino acids. Gene Ontology annotation, molecular function: protein binding; transcription coactivator activity.